Messenger RNA from Lampris incognitus (smalleye Pacific opah), 2110 nucleotides. Its product is annotated as guanine nucleotide-binding protein G(olf) subunit alpha. The coding region runs from base 100 to 1590 and encodes 496 amino acids. Lineage: Eukaryota; Metazoa; Chordata; Actinopteri; Lampriformes; Lampridae. The record is from RefSeq and is a predicted model, not a curated record. The transcript has 12 exons. Gene Ontology annotation, cellular component: heterotrimeric G-protein complex. Gene Ontology annotation, molecular function: G-protein beta/gamma-subunit complex binding; G protein-coupled receptor binding; GTP binding. Gene Ontology annotation, biological process: adenylate cyclase-modulating G protein-coupled receptor signaling pathway.
CGCGCGCGGGCUCGCGAUUUUGGAUCUUUUUUUUUUCUUUUUCUUUUUUUUUUCAAUUUAUGAAAAAUCCCAUUUGCGGACGCAGAUAUUGCUUUCGACAUGGGGCUGUGCUACAGUCUGCGUCCCCGGCUCUUCGGGGACCUGAGCGGGUCCAUUUCCAACGCCGCCUCGGACUCGGAUCAGCCGCCGGACGCUGCCCCGCCGUCCCGGGCCGGGGGAGCCCGCCAGGAGGACGCGGGGGGAUGCGGCGAGACGUCGGCGCUCCGCGGCGGCCAACUCCGCUACGGGGACACGGCCAAGCUCCCGUCCGGGGAGCAGCUCCGCACGGCGGGCACUGACGGCGUGCUCAUACAGAACGGCGGCGGCGGAGGCGGCGGCGGCGGCGGAGGCAAGGGGAGCGGGAAGGACCGCGGUCGACGCUUGCAGCUCCUGCAGAAGACCGGCGCCCAGAAGCAGAAGAACUGGGACAAAUUGCUGGUGGAGGAGAAGGAAGCCGAGAAGGAGGCGAAGAAAGUCAGUAAGAAUAUUGACAGGGCGCUCAAGGAGCUCAAGCGGGAGUACAAACAGACACAUCGGCUGCUGUUACUCGGUGCGGGAGAGUCCGGAAAAAGCACCAUCGUGAAGCAGAUGAGGAUCCUACACGUCAACGGCUUCAACGCAGAGGAAAAGAAACAAAAGAUCCAAGACAUACGGAAAAACGUGAAGGAUGCCAUAGUGACCAUAGUGUCUGCAAUGAGCACUUUAAUACCCCCAGUCCCGCUAGCCAACCCAGAGGACCAAUUCAGAAUCGAAUACAUCAAAAGCAUAGCUCCUCUCUCCGACUUUGACUAUUCACAGGAGUUCUUUGAACAUGCAAAGAAGCUGUGGGACGAUGAAGGAGUGAAGGCAUGCUUCGAGAGAUCCAACGAGUACCAGCUCAUCGACUGCGCACAAUAUUUCCUAGACAGAAUUGACUCUGUAAGACAGAGUGACUACACACCAACUGAUCAGGAUCUGCUACGCUGCCGAGUGUUAACUUCAGGGAUUUUCGAGACGAGGUUUCAAGUAGACAAAGUGAACUUUCACAUGUUUGACGUUGGGGGCCAGAGAGACGAAAGGAGAAAAUGGAUCCAGUGCUUUAAUGACGUCACCGCUAUCAUCUUUGUGGUGGCCAGCAGCAGCUACAACAUGGUAAUAAGGGAAGACAACAACACCAACAGGCUACGGGAAGCCCUGGAUCUCUUCCGCAGUAUUUGGAACAACAGAUGGUUACGCACUAUAUCGGUCAUUUUAUUCCUGAACAAGCAGGACAUGCUGGCUGAAAAAGUAUUAGCUGGAAAAUCCAAAAUCGAAGACUACUUCCCUGAAUAUGCUCGCUACACUAUACCAAAUGAAGCAACUCCUGAACCGGGUGAAGACCCGAAAGUGACGAGAGCUAAGUUCUUCAUCCGAGAUGAGUUUCUUCGGAUCAGCACUGCGAGCGGAGAUGGCAGACACUACUGCUACCCCCACUUCACCUGCGCCGUGGACACGGAGAACAUCCGCCGCGUGUUCAACGACUGCCGCGACAUCAUCCAGAGAAUGCACCUGCGGCAGUACGAACUCUUGUGAUCGAUGGUGGGAGCCAUCAGCCCUCCUCCCCCCGCCCCAUCAGCCUUCUGAAUUUUCUUCAACCACCAUUCUGCAUCCUCAACUCCCAGCCCCCUCCAAAUGCACCACACACCUGUCCCACCACCACCACCACUACUACACCCCCCAGAACCUCUACCUGAAAAAAAGAAGACAGUGCCCCUGCCCCAAACUCAUACCCCCCCCCACCUUCCCAUCGAGGACUAUGAAGUACUACUGAAGUGUGUCAAAUCCUCUCCCUCUUCUUCAUUUAGCUUUUUUCCCCAUCGUCAUUUUUUAUUUCAUUUUAUUUUAUAAUUGUUUUUCAUAGUUUUGUUUUUUGUGUGAGAACGACGUGUCCCUGUUUCACCGACGUACAGUGCCUUGCAAAAGUAUUCGACCCCCUCGACAGUCACCACUAAUUUCUGGAUUAUAAAAGAUCCUCGCACAUCUGCUCCUGAACAAUAUUAUUUUUGUGAACCCGGAAGCUCUAACAGCAUGUUCCCAAAGCCAGAAUAAGUUA